Trematosphaeria pertusa is the source of this 1257-nucleotide messenger RNA. Its product is annotated as Di-copper centre-containing protein. Gene Ontology annotation, molecular function: oxidoreductase activity. The record is from RefSeq and is a predicted model, not a curated record. Bases 1 to 1257 code for a protein of 418 amino acids. The transcript has 4 exons. NCBI's taxonomy places the organism in Eukaryota, Fungi, Ascomycota, Dothideomycetes, Pleosporales, Trematosphaeriaceae.
AUGCGUGCUGUUGCAGUUUUUCUCGCGGUGGCUUUGUGCGCGCAGGGGGCGGUCAUCGACGCGAGGGACGACCCUUCGACGACGCCCUUUGACAAGAGGGAGGCUGCUUCUUUCACGGGUAUCUUACAAUCAGAUGUACUGGCUGGUAUUGCUGCUAUCAACCAGCAGAUCUACCAGGCGACUUCUGCAGGCUCGCAAUGGAAGAAGUGUAAUCCUAUGAACAUUGUUGUUCGUCGGGAAUGGUCUGCUUUCUCUAAGACUGAGAAGAAGAACUACAUUCAGGCGGUUAAAUGCAUGUCGAAGCUGCCUCCGAAAACUCCAAAGGCGAAGUGCCCAGGGUGCAAGAACCGCUUCGAUGACUUCCUUGGUACACACAUCAACCAGACCUUCGCUAUCCACAACACGGGCAACUUCCUCGCCUGGCAUCGCUGGUUCACUUGGGCCUACGAGCAGACACUUCGCAAUGAGUGUGGCUACAAAGGCUACCAGCCCUACCACAACUGGGCACGAUGGGCGUACAACCCCAUGGCCUCGCCCUCCCUCGACGGCUCUGACACGUCUAUGGGCGGAAACGGCGAGAAGGGCUGCACCAACCAGUCAUACUAUGGCAUCCCCACGAACAUGGACCCUCAGAUACAGAUUCCUCACGGCUCCGGUGGAGGAUGCGUGAAGUCCGGCCCAUUCAAGGACUGGCCCGUCAACCUUGGGCCCGUCUUCACCGACUCGCUUUGCACGCCGCCGAACCCGUACAGCAACUUCUCGGAUCCUGCCCAGGCUGGCCUCCUCGGCCUUGGACACAAUCCUCGCUGCCUCAAGCGCGACAUUUCGGCUUGGACGUCUAGCCAGUGGACCAACGAUGCCAUGGUCACUAAGCUGCUCAAUAGCCCGGACAUCAAGACUUUCUGGUACGAUAUGCAAGGUGGUAACCCGGCUUUCGCGAACAACUUCAUGGGCGUGCACACUGCGGGUCACUUCACUGUCGGCGGCGACCCUGGAUCCGAUUUCUUUACUUCUCCCGGUGACCCAUGGUUCUACUUCCACCACGCUCAAAUCGACCGCGCCUGGUGGACAUGGCAAAAUCUCCAACCCAAAGACCGCACUAAGGCACUCUACGGCACCAUCGUGAUUGCGGACCCGACCGCGCCCGCGACCAAGUUAACGGAUUCCAUGAACCUGGGAUACGCCUAUCCGGGUACCAUCACCGUCGAAGACGCCAUGAGCACCAUGGGAGGUCCUUUCUGCUAUACAUACAUCUAA